Molecule: messenger RNA, 1134 nt
Organism: Triticum turgidum subsp. durum (durum wheat)
Lineage: Eukaryota; Viridiplantae; Streptophyta; Magnoliopsida; Poales; Poaceae
Source: the annotation of a GenBank genome assembly
AUGUUCCACACCGGCCACGGUAGUGAUGUGCUGCACGCGCAGUUCAUGCCCUUAUCGCACGACCGGAGCAUCGUCACCUGCGGCGCUGAUGCGGAGGUAAGGCAUUCGCACGUGCAACAAGGGGGGUCGGUGUUGACGGAUAAGCUUGCGAACCUGGGGUGCAUGGUGCACCAGCUUGCUGUUGAACCUGGCAGUCCUCACAAGUUCUUUAGCUGCGUGGUUGAUGGCUCCGUUUGGCAUUUUGACCUCAGGGAGAAACAUCCCAGGAAGCUCUUUAGUUGUGGUGCGGUUAGAAGGUUUGAUUACUUAUCAGGCGAUACCAUGUACCUCUGUGCCAUUGCCGUAGACCCAAGAAACCACUCUUGUUUUGCAGUUGCCGGAGGUGAUGAGUACGUACGGUUGUAUGAUGCCCGUAAGAUUGAAAUGGAAAGGUCUAAAUUUGGCCUCCCGGUUGAGCAAUUCUGCCCUCAACAUUUGGUUUCCGAGAAGGGAGAUGUGAUCACUGGUUUGGCUUACUCACAGACCGGCGAGCUUUUAGCAUCCUAUCGUAACGACAGCAUCUACCUUUUCGAGAGAGAACAUGGGUUGUACUUCAACGAUUUUGACGAAUUUCACAGUGAGAAGUUACCUGUACCUCGGAGCUUCAAGGGACACCUGAACAUGCAAGUUCUUAGAGGUGUUAGCUUCCUUGGUCCCAACUGUGAGUAUGUUGCCUCUGGAUCAGACUGUGGCCAUGUAUUUAUUUGGAGAAAGAAGGAUGGGGAGCUUAUCCGAAUGUUGAAAGGAGAUACACGGAGUGUGAACUGCGUUGAACAACACCCUCAUGAGAUUGUUAUUGCAAGUUGUGGCACCAAUACAGACAUCAAGAUUUGGGCACCUGGUGAUAGUGAGAACCCCUCCACUGCUCCCCUUGAUGAGGACUUUGUUGACGAAGGUGACUAUAUGUUAUCCGCGCGUUAUGAUUCAUCGUCGUCUGAUGAGGAUGAGGAUGAGGAUGAGGAUGAGGAUGAGGAUGAUGAUGAAGAGGAUGACGACUAUGGCGAUGAUGAUGAAGAUGAGGAUGAUGGCGAAAUUUGGACAGAUAUAGAGAUGCAGAUGGGGAGAAACUUACUGAAGCCGAUAGCGGAUAUAUGA